UACCCCAUUCCAAAAAUAUCUGCAAACACACAGAACCAAGAAAACCACCUACAACCGGCUAUUACCAGUCACCAUCCGGUCACAACAAAACCCUACUAUACAAUUACAACCUAUACACACCAAACCAACAAUAGCAACAUAAGCUUCUUCCUUUCAUACUUUCCACUUUGUUUCCUUGUUCCUAAGAAACAACAAUCUGCACUCUUUCUCAGACUCUUGUGUGUUUUUUUGUGUGCAUCAAAUUCUCAAUCACUUUGACGUAUCCAUUUUUUUUCUGUCAUCAUAAUAUUAAACUUAACAUCACCAUUAAUUAUUAUACCUUCUUUCUUUUUUUGUCACUUCCAUCACUUCAAUCCAGCAAACUUUUAUUUCUUUUACUCUUUCUUUUAUAUUUAUUUUUCUCUAUCAUCUAUGGCUAGUGAUGAGGGUUUUGAAGGUUACCAUGUCCCACAACAAAGUAGAAGAGAUAAGCUUAGAGUUGUUGUGGCUCAAAACCAACUACCUCAUGACCCUUUACUUCCUUUCUACGAUUCAUCUUUCAUUACUAGCUUCUCUAACCAACAUGUUUUGAAACCAACUUCAUGUUCUUCUUCUAAUAAUAAUUCUAUGAAAGAUUUAGAAUGUUCUAACUUCAUGAUGCGGUUUUCAAGAGAAGAAGGUAAAAGGGUUAUUAUGAAUAGUAAUAAUAAUAAUAACAAUAAUAAUAUUUCUUCUUCUCCUUCUUCUUCUAAUCAUCCUUAUUAUGAAAGUUUGAAUCAUAGUAAUAAUAACCCUUUUCUCUACCAAGCACAAAACAUUCAGAACAGUAGUACUAUGAUGUUGAACCAUGAGCCUUUGUCUUUGUCACUUUCAUCUAAUAAAAGUGUUGGUGAUAAUAAUUUGCCUUUGGAGUUGAAUCUUCAAAGAUAUGGAUCUGUGAUUUAUGGUGGUGGAGGUGUGAUUCAAGGGCUGGUUGAAGGUGGUGGUGGUGGUGGUGGUUCAGUUCCAUUUACUGGCUAUGCUUCUGUUUUGAAGGAUUCUAGGUUUUUGAAACCGGCUCAAGAAUUGUUGGAAGAGAUGUGUGAUGUUGGAGGAAGAAAUGUUUGUGGUGAAAAGGUUGUGGUUAUGGCUGAUUCAUCUAUGAUGAUGGAAUCUCCUUUGGAAAGAUUGAGUGAAGAAGAAGAUCCAUUUGGCGAUGGUAGAAAUAAAUCAAGACUCUUAACUAUGCUUGAUGAGGUAUACAAGAGGUAUAGACAAUACUACCAGCAAAUGCAAUCGGUAGUUACGUCGUUCGAGUACGUUUCAGGUCUCAACAAUGCAGCUCCGUAUGCAAGUUUGGCGAUAAAAGCAAUGUCGAAACAUUUUAGAUGCUUGAAGAAGGCAAUAACUGACCAACUUCAGUCCAAUAAUAAGGCUCAUUUUCACUCGAGUAACAGAAGGGAUGAAUCUCCGAGAUUUGGAAAUAACGAACGAGGAGGUCCGUAUGGCCACAGGUCAGGUUAUCUUGAGCAGCAACAACAACCUGUUUGGCGACCUCAAAGAGGUCUCCCCGAACGCGCUGUCACUGUUCUUAGAGCUUGGCUGUUUGAACACUUUCUGCAUCCCUAUCCGACCGAUACGGACAAGAUAAUGUUAGCUAAACAAACCGGUCUAUCGCGUAGUCAGGUAUCAAAUUGGUUCAUAAAUGCAAGAGUAAGGCUUUGGAAACCAAUGGUGGAAGAAAUACACAUGCUAGAAACAAGACAAACAGCUCCAAAAGAUUCACAACAAAAGGAAGAAAACUCUAGGAACAAAUCAAACGAUCAACAACACCAUUUGCCUUCAGAUACUUCUCUACAUUCGGAGAAUCCGUCUACCUCAACUAGCAAGUUUCACGACGCAUCAUCUUACAAGCGCGUCGUAAACGAGAUUCCAAACAUGCCAAGUAGGACUCAAGGACAACAACAUCAACAACCACAACAACAACAAAUGAAUCUACCGUUUCAACAAGUAGGUGUUGGAGUGAACAUGGGAAGUGGAAGCAGCAGCAACAACAAUAAUAAUAGUAAUAGUAAUGUGUCAUUGACACUAGGACUUUAUCAAAAUCAUGGAAUUGGUUUAGCUGAACCAUUUCCAUUAAGUGCUGCUCAACGUUUUGGUCUUGGUCUUGAAACCAAUAAUGAAGGUAAUUAUGUUAUGAGUGGUUUUGAAUCACAAAAUAGGCAUUUUGGAGGGCAAAUGUUUCAUGAUUUUGUAGGAUGAAGAUUUUUUUUCUCUCAAUAUAAUUAUAACUUGUAUGUACUUUUUAUUUUGAUUGUGGAGUGAUAUAUUAUUUACUAA
Messenger RNA from Lathyrus oleraceus (garden pea), 2298 nucleotides. Its product is annotated as BEL1-like homeodomain protein 9. The coding region runs from base 412 to 2220 and encodes 602 amino acids. The transcript is spliced from 4 exons. Gene Ontology annotation, molecular function: DNA binding. Gene Ontology annotation, biological process: regulation of DNA-templated transcription. Lineage: Eukaryota; Viridiplantae; Streptophyta; Magnoliopsida; Fabales; Fabaceae. The record is from RefSeq and is a predicted model, not a curated record.